GGAUUUUUCACCUUAAUUAGCUUGAUAGAAACACAAAAUGCACUAGGAAAAAUAAUGAGAAAAGAAACGUUGUUAAAAAAUGAAAGUAAACCUGAUUUUAUUGGUCUCUCCACACCUCUAGUCCUGCAUCCAACACCUCUGGUCCUGCAUCCAACGCCUCUGGUCCUGCAUCCAACGCCCCUGGACCUACAUCCAACGCCCCUGGACCUACAUCCAAUGCCCCUGGACCUGCCUCCCGCACCCUUGACUCUACCUUCAACAAUCCUGGCUCUGCCUCCCGCACCCUUGACUCUACCUUCAACAAUCCUGGCUCUGCCUCCCGCACCCUUGAC
Molecule: messenger RNA, 332 nt
Organism: Lymnaea stagnalis (great pond snail)
Lineage: Eukaryota; Metazoa; Mollusca; Gastropoda; Lymnaeidae
Source: the annotation of a GenBank genome assembly